AUGAUUGACGACCAUUAUCAAAAAACCGCCCUUGGUAUCGUGGUCGCGUUCACGAUUCUGGGUGGAAUUGCAGUUCUACUUCGGCUCUGGGGCCGAUGGCUAUCACGAUCGGCGUUGACAAGCGAUGACUAUUUAAUUGUCGUGGGAUAUGUCAUCGCUAUCUCCCAAUCUGUGACCUCGUGGUUCUACAUUAAAACCAACUAUGUCGGCAUUCACAUCGGGGAUGUUCCCAAACACUACAAUCCCAGACCCGGGCUGAAUUGGAACUUCGCAAACCAACUCCUCUACAAUCCAGCCUUGACCGUGGUAAAACUGUCGAUCUUGUUAUUCCUGCGCCGACUCGAUUCACGUUCACGGGUGGUCAAAUACCUCAUCUGGAGCUCCUUCGCCAUAGUAACGGGCCUUUUCAUCACCGUCCUCCUGGUCGACAUCUUCCAAUGCAAACCAAUAGCAUACGUCUACGACAUGACAAUCCCGGGCGGAAAGUGUAUAAACCAAGGCGCAUUCUACGUCUCGACUGCAGCAUUAAACCUCUUCACCGAUAUAAUGGUCCUCUCAAUCCCGGUCAUAAUCACCGCGCGCCUGCAAAUGCCCCUCCGCCGCAAGAUCGCUGUGUGUAUCAUCUUAUGUUUAGGUGGAGUCGCAACCGCCAUCGGAGUCUGGCGCAUCGUAAUCCUCGCCCAAGGAUUCCUCUCCCACACUCCAAACCCAGAUCCAACCUACUCAAUCGGAUUCUGCAGCUCAGCAGUCGAAGUACACGUCGCCGUGGUAACAGCCUGCGGUCCAUCCCUGAAAGCCAUCACCAGCAGGUUCCUCCCCAGACUUCUCGGCAGCUCGCGUAACGGAAAAUCCACGUACGGCGCCGGCACCGGCUCCGGAACCGGCGUUGGGUCGCGCAGACUCCGCUCGAAUAUCUUCAAAUCCAAAUCUGCCUCACAGGCCCAGCCUUCAUUGUACUCCGCCCGCGGCCCGGAUUACGAGAUGGCGGAUCCACUGGGCGGGCCGCGUGUUGACAUUGUUGGGGAUUUUGAGAUGCGUAAGUAUAAGCGUGGUGAUGAUAGUUCUAAUGGGAGUUUAAGUGAUGAUGGUAAGGGCAUUAUGAAGACGACUGAUAUCUCGGUCGGGUAUAGUAUAGAGCCUAGAUCGGGUAGUCGAUCACAAGAAGGCAGACCGGCCAGUGUUGGUAGUUUGCUAGCGGAUCCCAGUCUGCUGAAGUUCGAAUCCAUAAUCGGCGACAAAUGGGUCGGCGCAAAGAGCGGAAAGCGCUUUGAAGUACUAGACCCCGGCACUGACAAAGCAUGGGCCAGUUGCCCUGCAAACGCAGCAGAAGAUGUCUCCGCCGCCGUUGAAAACUCCCACACAGCUUUCGAACAAUUCCGAAAAGUCAACCCCCGCCAGCGCGGAAAGUGGCUACUCGAAUGGCACAACCUGACCCUCGCAGCCCGCGACGAUCUUGCCCAGAUCGUAACCCACGAGACCGGCAAGCCGCUGGCAGAAGCAUACGGCGAGAUCGACUACUCCCUCGGCUUCCUAUGGUGGUUCGCGGGAGAAGCAGAGCGCAUCCAGGGUAGUGUAUCAACAGCCGCAGCACCCAACCGUCGCCUGUUCACUAUCAAGCAACCGAUCGGUGUAGCAGCCGCACUCGUUCCAUGGAACUUCCCCGUUGCUAUGGUUCUACGGAAAGUCGGUGCCGCCCUGGCGGCUGGGUGUACGAUGGUCGUUAAGCCUAGUCCCGAGACGCCGAUUUCGGCGCUCGUGUUGGCGGAACUGGCGCAGCGCGCUGGUAUCCCUGCUGGUGUAUUGAAUGUGCUGACUACGGAUUUGGAGAAUACACCUGCGCUGAGUGAGGCGUUGUGCAAGCACCCGCUCAUUAAGAAAGUGACGUUCACUGGCUCGACGCGGGUGGGUAAGUUGGUUGCUUCGCACUGUGCAGAUGGUCUUAAGAAAUUGACUCUCGAGCUCGGUGGAAAUUGUCCUUUCCUUGUUUUCGACGAUGCCAAUCUCGACCAGGCCGUUGAGCAGCUCAUGUCGUUGAAAUGGCGUCAUGCCGGUCAGGCUUGUAUUACUGCCAAUCGCAUCUAUGUGCAGGCUGGUAUUUACGAUCGCUUUGCUGCUCUUCUGAAGGAGCGCACUGCCGCGAUUGUUGUUGGCCAUGGUGCCGUGGCUGGUACAACGAUGGGACCUUUGACCACGCCUCGGAGUAUUGACAAGGCUUCUGCCCAGGUUGAGGAUGCUCGUCGACUCGGUGCUGAUGUUAUCUUGGGUGGUAACCCUGUGACGUCAAAGCCUGGUUAUUUCUUCGAGCCUACUAUUCUGUCGGGAAUGACGGAGGAGAUGCUCAUCUCGCAGGAAGAAUCGUUUGCGCCUAUUGCUGCUCUGUACCGGUUCGAGACUGAGGAGCAGGCUGUCAAGCUGGCUAAUGAUACCAGCAUGGGUCUGGCUAGUUAUGCUUUCACCAAGAAUAUCGAUCGCAUGUGGCGGUUGCUGGAGAACUUGGAGGCGGGAAUGAUUGGAAUGAAUACAGGCAACUCCUCGGCUGCCGAAUCACCUUUCGGUGGUAUUAAGGAGUCCGGUUAUGGCAAAGAGAGUGGAAAGGACGUGGCUGUCAAUGAGUACUUGAUUUUCUUCACUGCACACAACAUCAAUAUUGUCAUUAUGGACAACCUUAGCCCUCUACGAAACCUGAUUCAGACCCACGCGCUCAUCGACCACCAUGCGCACAACCUGUUGAAUCGCGAGUCGGCCACCGACUCCGACAAUUACCCAAUCGAGGCCAUUACCUCCUCGGCAGACGGUCGGGCCCUAGAAAAUGCCCGCACCACCCUCCCCUCACUGCGGGCCAUAACCCAGCUCUCCGAGUUAUACGGCCGCACCUGCGAAAAUUGGAAUGACAUCCAAUCCGCCCACGAUCAAAGCGUGCGCGAAGACUACGACAAUCUGAUCCGAAAGUCUCUAUCAGGCACACACGCACUGCUCCUCGACAACUACCUCAGGGACGACGAAGAUAUCGAACCUACAACCUGGCACGAUAACUUCACCGUCUCACCAACAAAGCGAAUUGUACAGGUCGAAGCCUUGGCAGAGUCCACAAUCCUGCAGGUCUCGAACACACGCAAGAACGGCGAAUCAGUCUGGAACAUUUUCCGACAGCUGUUCCAGGAUGCUCUCGGUGAGGCAUUAGAUGAUGCCAACAUCGUUGCAUUUAAAUCGGAAAUUUCCUGUCGGACCGGAUUGGACGUGGAUCCGUAUUCUUCUGAUGACACCACGCUCGGCGGGUCAUUGAUUCGCAUCCUCGAUUCCGGGACGACGAAGUCUGGGUUCGAAGUCAAUGAUAAGGAGAUCUGUGAUUGGAUUGUCCAGCAGACGCUGAAAGCGAUCUCGUUUAAGAAGAAAGCCGGUAUUGCGAAACCUUUGUUGUUCCACACUGGCUUGGGAGAUGAUCGGAUUAAUCUUUUGCGGGCGAACCCUGCCUGUCUGCAGCCUUUGAUCGCGCAGUAUGCUAGUGCGGAUAUUGUGCUGUUGCAUGCUGGAUACCCUUACACGCGCGAAGCGGGGUAUCUCGCUUCUGCUUAUCCCAAUGUCUAUCUUGAUCUCGGAAAGGUGUUUCCCAUGGUUAGCCGUGAGGCGCAGACGAAGGUCCUGAGAGAGAGUUUGGAGAUCGCACCUACCAACCGUCUGCUCUGGAGUACCAGUGGCCAGUUUCACCCGGAGAUGUUUUGGUUGGCUAAUCGGCAGUUCCGCCAGGCUCUUGAGACGGUACUCGUGGAUUAUGUUCAGCAGGGCGACUUCACUGCGGCUCAGGCCAUGAAGAUAGCUGCCGAUGUUCUGUUCUAUAACUCCAAUCGCCUUUACAGCCUCAACUUGACUCCGUCAUACACACCUGGAGAGUAA
This is a messenger RNA of Penicillium crustosum, 3891 nucleotides long. RefSeq names its product putative succinate-semialdehyde dehydrogenase. Gene Ontology annotation, molecular function: succinate-semialdehyde dehydrogenase (NAD+) activity; hydrolase activity. The transcript is spliced from 11 exons. The coding region runs from base 1 to 3891 and encodes 1296 amino acids. The record is from RefSeq and is a predicted model, not a curated record. Lineage: Eukaryota; Fungi; Ascomycota; Eurotiomycetes; Eurotiales; Aspergillaceae.